UCAGCCGUCACACAAUCUUCAACGCCUGUCGUCCAGGUGACGUCUGCUUCAAUCACUGCUUCAGCAUCAUCGUCAACCAUGACACAAUCUUCAACACCUGUUCUCCAAUCCACGUCAGCUACAAUCACUCCUACAACAUCAUCGUCAGCUGUGACACAAUCUUCAACAUCUGUUGUCCAGUCGGCGUCUUCUACAACCGCUGCUUCAACAUCAUCGUCAGCUGUGACACAAUCUUCAACACCUGUUGUCCAGUCGAUGUCUGCCGCCAUCGCUGCUUCAGCAUCAUCGUCAACUGUAACACAAUCUACAACGCCUGUUGCCCAGCCGACGUCUAAUACAAUCGCUACUUCUGCAUCAUCCUCAACGUCUGUUGCCAAAUUGACCAUCAUCUUCAAAGUUUGUUUCCCAAUCGUCUUCUCCCACAACGGCUUCUUCCCCAUCAUCCUCAACGCCUGUUGCUCAGACGACAUCUGCUACAAUCACUCCUUCAACGUCCUCAUCAGCCGUCACACAAUCUUCAACGCCUGUCGUCCAGGUGACAUCGUCUUCUCCUACAACGGCUUCUUCCCCAUCAUCCUCAACGCCUGCUGCUCAGACGACAUCUGCUACAAUCACUCCUUCAACAUCCUCAUCAGCCGUCACACAAUCUUCAACGCCUGUCGUCCAGGUGACUCGAUGUCUGCCGCCAUCGCUGCUUCAGCAUCAUCGUCAACUGUAACACAAUCUACAACGCCUGUUGCCCAGCCGACGUCUAAUACAAUCGCUGCUUCUGCAUCAUCCUCAACCAUCAUCUUCAAAGUUUGUUUCCCAAUCGUCUUCUCCCACAACGGCUUCUUCCCCAUCAUCCUCAACGCCUGUUGCUCAGACGACAUCUGCUACAAUCACUCCUUCAACGUCCUCAUCAGCCGUCACACAAUCUUCAACGCCUGUCGUCCAGUUUGUUUCCCAAUCGUCUUCUCCCACAACGGCUUCUUCCCCAUCAUCCUCAACGCCUGUUGCUCAGACGACAUCUGCUACAAUCACUCCUUCAACGUCCUCAUCAGCCGUCACACAAUCUUCAACGCCUGUCGUCCAGUCGAUGUCUGCCGCCAUCGCUGCUUCAGCAUCAUCGUCAACUGUAACACAAUCUACAACGCCUGUUGCCCAGCCGACGUCUGCUACAAUCGCUACUUCUGCAUCAUCCUCAACGUCUGUUGCCAAAUCGACGUCUGUCACAAUUGCUGCUUCAGUAUCCCCCUCAACGCCUUUUGUGCAGUCGACUUUUGCUACAAUCACUCCUUCGACAUUAUCUUCAGCAUCAUCUUCAAAGUUUGUUUCCCAAUCGUCUUCUCCCACAACGGCUUCUUCCCCAUCAUCCUCAACGCCUGUUGCUCAGACGACAUCUGCUACAAUCACUCCUUCAACAUCCUCAUCAGCCGUCACACAAUCUUCAACGCCUGUCGUCCAGCAUCAUCUUCAAAGUUUGUUUCCCAAUCGUUUUCUCCCACAACGGCUUCUUCCCCAUCAUCCUCAACGCCUGUUGCUCAGACGACAUCUGCUACAAUCACUCCUUCAACGUCCUCAUCAGCCGUCACACAAUCUUCAACGCCUGUCGUCCAGGUGACGUCUGCUUCAAUCACUGCUUCAGCAUCAUCGUCAACCAUGACACAAUCUUCAACACCUGUUCUCCAAUCCACGUCAGCUACAAUCACUCCUACAACAUCAUCGUCAGCUGUGACACAAUCUUCAACAUCUGUUGUCCAGUCGGCGUCUUCUACAACCGCUGCUUCAACAUCAUCGUCAGCUGUGACACAAUCUUCAACACCUGUUGUCCAGUCGAUGUCUGCCGCCAUCGCUGCUUCAGCAUCAUCGUCAACUGUAACACAAUCUACAACGCCUGUUGCCCAGCCGACGUCUAAUACAAUCGCUACUUCUGCAUCAUCCUCAACGUCUGUUGCCAAAUUGACGUCUGUCACAAUUGCUGCUUCAGUAUCCCCCUCAACGCCUUUUGUGCAGUCGACUUUUGCUACAAUCACUCCUUCGACAUUAUCUUCAGGUGUCACACAAUCUUCAAUACCUGUUGUCCACAUCAUCUUCAAAGUUUGUUUCCCAAUCGUCUUCUCCCACAACGGCUUCUUCCCCAUCAUCCUCAACGCCUGUUGCUCAGACGACAUCUGCUACAAUCACUCCUUCAACGUCCUCAUCAGCCGUCACACAAUCUUCAACGCCUGUCGUCCAGUCGAUGUCUGCCGCCAUCGCUGCUUCAGCAUCAUCGUCAACUGUAACACAAUCUACAACGCCUGUUGCCCAGCCGACGUCUGCUACAAUCGCUACUUCUGCAUCAUCCUCAACACGACAUCUGCUACAAUCACUCCUUCAACGUCCUCAUCAGCCGUCACACAAUCUUCAACGCCUGUCGUCCAGGUGACGUCUGCUUCAAUCACUGCUUCAGCAUCAUCGUCAACCAUGACACAAUCUUCAACACCUGUUCUCCAAUCCACGUCAGCUACAAUCACUCCUACAACAUCAUCGUCAGCUGUGACACAAUCUUCAACAUCUGUUGUCCAGUCGGCGUCUUCUACAACCGCUGCUUCAACAUCAUCGUCAGCUGUGACACAAUCUUCAACACCUGUUGUCCAGUCGAUGUCUGCCGCCAUCGCUGCUUCAGCAUCAUCGUCAACUGUAACACAAUCUACAACGCCUGUUGCCCAGCCGACGUCUGCUACAAUCGCUACUUCUGCAUCAUCCUCAACGUCUGUUGCCAAAUUGACGUCUGUCACAAUUGCUGCUUCAACGCCUGUUGCCCAGCCGACGUCUGCUACAAUCACUGCUUCAGCAUCAUCUUCAAAGUUUGUUUCCCAAUCGUCUUCUCCCACAACGGCUUCUUCCCCAUCAUCCUCAACGCCUGUUGCUCAGACGACAUCUGCUACAAUCACUCCUUCAACGUCCUCAUCAGCCGUCACACAAUCUUCAACGCCUGUCGUCCAGGUGACGUCUGCUUCAAUCACUGCUUCAGCAUCAUCGUCAACCAUGACACAAUCUUCAACACCUGUUCUCCAAUCCACGUCAGCUACAAUCACUCCUACAACAUCAUCGUCAGCUGUGACACAAUCUUCAACAUCUGUUGUCCAGUCGGCGUCUUCUACAACCGCUUCUUCAACAUCAUCGUCAGCUGUGACACAAUCUUCAACACCUGUUGUCCAGUCGAUGUCUGCCGCCAUCGCCUGUUUCCCAGCAUCAUCGUCAACUGUAACACAUCCUACAACGCCUGUUGCCAGCAGACGUCUGACAAUCACUGCUUCAGCAUCAUCUUCAAAG
Molecule: messenger RNA, 3297 nt
Organism: Haliotis rubra (blacklip abalone)
Lineage: Eukaryota; Metazoa; Mollusca; Gastropoda; Lepetellida; Haliotidae
Exons: 13
Biological process (GO): regulation of transcription by RNA polymerase II
Cellular component (GO): mediator complex
Molecular function (GO): transcription coregulator activity
Source: RefSeq, a predicted model, not a curated record